Pteronotus mesoamericanus is the source of this 8449-nucleotide messenger RNA. RefSeq names its product thyroglobulin (gene TG). NCBI's taxonomy places the organism in Eukaryota, Metazoa, Chordata, Mammalia, Chiroptera, Mormoopidae. The coding region runs from base 35 to 8353 and encodes 2772 amino acids. The transcript is spliced from 48 exons. The record is from RefSeq and is a predicted model, not a curated record. Gene Ontology annotation, biological process: thyroid hormone generation.
GUCCACCCCUCCACCCGCCGAGGGGCCCGGAAGCAUGGCGCUGGCCCUGUGGGUCUUCGGUCUGCUGGGCUCGGCCUGCGCGGUGUCUGCCAACAUCUUCGAAUACCAGGUGGACGCCCAGCCCCUUCGCCCCUGCGAGCUGCAGCGGGAAAGGGCCUUCCAGAAGCGAGCAGACUACGUUCCCCAGUGCGCCGAAGACGGCAGCUUCCAGACGGUCCAGUGCCGGAACGACGGCCGCUCCUGCUGGUGUGUGGGCGCUGACGGCAGGGAGGUGCCUGGUAGCCGGCAGCCUGGGCGGCCCGUGGCAUGUCUGUCCUUCUGCCAGCUCCAGAAGCAGCAGAUCUUGCUGAGUGGCUACCUCCGCAGCACGGCCGCCUCCUACCUGCCUCAGUGUCAGGAUUCGGGGGAGUAUGCGCCCGUGCAGUGUGACGUGCGGCGGGAGCAGUGCUGGUGUGUGGACGCGGAAGGGAUGGAGGUGUACGGGACCCGCCAGCUGGGGAGGCCCACGAGAUGUCCAAGAAGCUGUGAGAUAAGAAACCGCCGCCUUCUCCACGGGGUGGGGGACAAGUCGCCACCCCAGUGUUCUCCAGAUGGCGGGUUUCUGCCCGUCCAGUGCAAGUUUGUCAACACAACGGACAUGAUGAUUUUCGACCUGGUCCACAGCUACAGCAGGUUUCCAGACGCAUUCGUGACAUUCAGCGCCUUCCGGAGAAGGUUCCCCGAGGUGUCUGGGUAUUGUCACUGUGCCGACAGUCAAGGGCGUGAACUGGCUGAGACAGGUGUGGAGCUGUUGCUCGAUGAAAUUUACGACACCAUUUUCGCCAGCCUGGACCUCGCUCCCACCUUCGCGGAAACCACCCUGUACCGGAUAUUGCGGAGACGGUUCCUGGCAGUUCAGCUAGUUCUUUCUGGCAGGUUCCGAUGCCCCACAAGAUGUGAAGUGGAGCGGUUCACGGCGACCAACUUCGGCCACCCCUACAUUCCCAGCUGCCUUCGGAGUGGGGACUACCAGGCCGUGCAGUGCCAGGGGGCGGGGCCGUGCUGGUGUGUGGACACGCAGGGAAAGGAGGUCGCUGGGACGCGGCGGCGGGACGAGCUGCCAUCCUGCGCAGGGGGCCAGUCUUGCAUCUCUAAGAGGCGGCAGGCCCUGUCCAGACUCCGCUUCGGGCCCUUGGCCUACGUCGGCCAGCGUGGCUUGUCCGGGGCUCCCGAGGGAAGACAGGUUUCUUGGGGAACGUCCAGCCUGGCCACGUCCUGCCUGCCCUGGAUCAAGGAGCUCUUUGUGGACUCUGGGGUCCUCCGCCCCAUGGCUGAAGGGCAGAAUCCACAGCUUUCGGCCUCAGGGAGCCUCCUCAAAGAAGCUGUCCAGGUGCUUUUUCCCUCCCGCGAGCUGGCUCGCCUUGCCCUGCAGUUUACCAGCAACCCAAAGCGACUCCAGCAAAACCUCUUCGGAGGGGAAUUUUUGGUGAAUGUUGGCCAGUUUAACUUGUCUGGAGCUGUUGGCACAAGAGGCACCUUUAACUUCAGUCAGUUUUUCCAGCAACUUGGUCUCCCAGGCUUCCAGAACAGGGGAGGACUUGUGGACCUGGCCAGGCCCCCCUCUGUGGGCCUGGGUUUGAAUCCAGCUGUGGAAACACCCGGAACCACUCAGAAGGGUGGUGCUAUGAAUAAGCCAGUUGUGGGCAGCUUUGGCUUUGAAGUCAACGUCCAAGAGAACCAAAAUGCCCUGAAAUCCCUCGCUUCUCUCCUGGAGCUCCCAGAAUUCCUUCUGUUCCUGCAACAUGCGAUUUCUGUGCCAGAAGAUAUCGCCGGGGAUUUAGGUGAUGUGGUGGAAAUGGUGCUCAGCUCCCGGGGCUGUGAGCAGACGCCUGGCAGCCUUUUUGUCCCGGCCUGCACGGCAGAAGGGAGCUACGAGGAUGUCCAAUGUUUUGCCGGGGAGUGCUGGUGUGUGGACUCCCAGGGCAGGGAGCUGCCCGGCUCGAGGAUCAGAGGUGGGCGGCCCAGGUGCCCCACGGAGUGUGAGAAGCAAAGAGCUCGGAUGCAAAGCCUCUCGGGCAGCCAGCCUGCAGGGGCCAGCCUGUUUGUGCCUUCUUGCACUGGCCAGGGGCACUUCUUGCCGGUCCAGUGCUUCAGCUCCAUGUGCUACUGUGUUGACGCUGAGGGCCAGGCCAUCCCUGGAACGCAGAGUGUGCCCGGCCAACCCACACAGUGCCCCACGCCCUGCCAGCUGCAGGCUGAGCAAGCCUUCCUCCGGGCUGUGCAGACUCUGGCCUCCAACUCCAGCAGGCCCCUCGCCCUCUUUGGUGUCUACAUCCCACAGUGCAGCACCAGUGGGCGGUGGCGUCAGGUGCAAUGCGACGGGCCCCCGGAGCAGGCCUUCGAGUGGUAUGAGCGGUGGAGGGCUCACGACAGCGGUGGCCAGGAGCUGACCGCCACCGAACUGCUCACGGAGAUCAUGAGCUACAGAGAGGCAGCUUCCAGAAGCUUCCGUCUCUUUCUCCAAAGUCUGUAUGAGGCUGGCCAACAAGGCGUCUUCCCUGGGUUGGCAAGAUACUCUUCUCUGCAAGAUGUCCCGCUGGCAGUGUUGGAAGGGAACCGCACGCAGCCUGGAGGGGGUGUGCUCCUGGAGCCCUACCUCUUCUGGCAGAUGCUCAGUGGCCAGCUCAGCCGGUACCCAGGGCCCUACUCAGACUUCAGCGCCCCUUUGGCCCACUUCGACCUUCGGACCUGCUGGUGUGUGGAUGAAGCUGGUCAAGAAGUGGCAGGAACCCGGAUGGAACCAGGCAAAGUCCCAGCAUGUCCUGGCUCUUGUGAGGAAGCGAAGCUUCGUGUCCUGCGGUUCAUUAAGGAAACAGAAGAAAUGGUCUUGGCUUCCAACAGUUCUUGGUUCCCUCUGGGAGAGAGCUUCCUUGCGGCCAAGGGCAUCCGGCUGACCAACGAGGAGCUUGCCCUUCCCCCACUCUCCCCACCCCGAGAGACGUUCUCAGAAAAGUUCCUGAGCGGGGGCGAUAAUGCCAUUCGUCUGGCGGCUCAGUCCUCCUUCGACUUCUACCAGAGUCGCCGCCUCUCCCCUGGGGAUUCCUCGCCAGCGUCUCUGCGGCCCAGCCCCUACGUGCCCCAGUGCAAGGCCUCUGGAAGCUGGGAGCCCGUGCAGUGCCACGCAGGGACUGGGCACUGCUGGUGUGUGGAUGGGAAAGGAGAAUAUGUCCCCGCCUCGCUGACGGCCCGCUCCCCCGAGGCCCCCCGGUGCCCCAGCACCUGCGAGAGAGCUCGGGCUAGCGCGCUGCUUUCUGGUUGGAAACAGGCCGGAUCCCAAGGAAGCCCUUCACCAAGAGACCUGUUCAUCCCGACCUGCCUGGAGACAGGAGAGUUUGCCAGGCGGCAGGUGUCGGAGGCUGGCGUCUGGUGCGUGGACCAGGCCUCGGGAGAGGGCACUGCGCCCGGCACCACUCCACCUGGCUUGUCUUUGUGUCCUUGCCCAGGCCUCUGUGAAUCGCUCCAGAGCGGCGUCCUCUCCAGGAGAGCUGGCCCGGGCGACACCCCAGCCUGCAGGGCAGAGGACGGAGGCCGCUCCCCAGUGCAGUGCGACCCGGGCCAGGGCAGCUGCUGGUGUGUCCUGGGCAGCGGAGAGGAGGCGCCUGGGACGCGCGUGGCCGGGGGCCAGCCGGCCUGUGAGAGCCCGCAGUGCCCGCUGCCAUUCAACACGUCGGACGUGGCUGGUGGAGUGAUCCUGUGUGAGCGAGCCUCCGGCCCCGGCGGGGCCACCGUCCAGCAGUGCCAGCUGCUGUGCCGCCAGGGCUACCGGAGCGCGUUCCCAGCAGGGCCGCUGGUGUGCAGCCCGGAGAGCAGACGCUGGCUGUCCCAGCCGCCUCAGGCCCAGGCCUGCCAGCGGCUGCAGCUGUGGCAGACCCUCCAGACCCACGCACAGUUCCAGCUCCAGCUCCCGCCGGGCAAGGUGUGCAGCGCCGACUACGCAGGCUUGCUGCUGGCGUUCCAGGUCUUCAUCCUGGACGAGCUCACAGCCCGCGGCUUCUGCCGGCUCCAGGUGGAGACUUUGGGGACCCCUGUUUCCAUUCCCGUCUGCGACGACUCCGCGGUGCAGGUGGGGUGUCUGACCAGUGAGCGCUUAGGAGUGAACGUCACGUGGAAACUGCGGCUCGAGGACGCCCCGCCAGCCUCCCUCCCUGAUUUGCAUGACGUUGAGGAAGCCUUCGUGGGCAAGAAUCUGGUGGGGCGCUUCGCAGAUCUGAUCCGAAGUGGGGUGUUCCAGCUCUACCUGGAUUCCAAGACGUUCACCGCAGACACCUCCAUUCGCUUCCUCCACGGGGACGGCUUCGGCACCUCUCCCAGGGCACAAUACGGGUGCUUGGAAGGAUUCCACCCAGCCUCGGCCGCCGGCAAUGCCAGUCAGGACCCACUGGGGUGUGUCAAGUGUCCCGAAGGAAGCUAUUUUCAGGAUGGACAAUGUGUUCCCUGUCCUGUGGGAUUCUACCAAGAACGGGCAGGGAGCUUGACCUGUGUCCCAUGUCCCAGGGGCAGAACAACCAUUUAUGCUGGAGCUUUCAGUCGGACCCACUGUGUCACUGGCUGUCAGAGGAGUGAGAGGGGCCUGCAGUGUGACCAGGAUGGCCAGUACCGAGCCAGCCAGAGGGACAGGGACAGUGGGAAGGCCUUCUGUGUGGACAACGAGGGGCGGAGGCUGCCGUGGUCGGAAAUGGAGGCCCCACUCACGGAUUCCCAGUGUCUGAUGAUGCAGAAAUUUGAGCGGGCUCCGGAAUCGAAGGUGAUGUUCAGUGCCGACGUGGCUGUGGGAGUCAGGUCCAAGGUUCUGGGCUCUGAAUCCGCACUGGUGCAGUGCUUGGCAGACUGUGCCUCGGAUCAGGAUUGCAGCUUCCUUACAGUGGCUGGGGUGGGACCAGACGUCUCAUGUGACUUCUAUGCUUGGACGAGUGACAACGUCGCCUGCACAGCUUCUGGUCAGGGUCAGGACACGUUGGGGAACGCCCAGGCCGUGGGCGUUGGCAGUCUCGGGUGCCAGCUGAGAGUGAGGAGCAGGGGCCAGGACUCUCGGGCUGUGUAUCUGAAAAAGGGCCAAGAAUUCACCAUACGGAGUCAGAAAAGCUUCGAACCAACUGGUUUCCAGAACACGCUCUCUGGAAUGUACAACCCCACCGUGUUCGCAGCCUCAGGGACCAAUCUGACAGACGUUCAUCUCUUCUGCCUUCUUGCAUGUGACCGUGACAUGUGCUGUGACGGCUUCAUCCUCGUGCAAGUCCAAGGAGGUCCCAUCGUCUGCGGGCUGCUGAGCUCCCCUGACGUCCUGCUUUGCAGCGUCCAAGACUGGAGGGACCCCUCCGAAGCCAAGGCGAAUGCUACGUGUCCUGGUGUGACGUACGAGCAGGGGAGCCGCCAGGUGACAUUGCGUCUGGGAGGCCAGGAGUUCAAGAGCCUGAGACCCCUGGAAGGGACUCAGGACACGCUGACCAGUUUCCAGCAGGUUUAUCUCUGGAAAGAUUCUGACAUGGGUUCUCGAUCCGAGUCUAUGGGAUGCAGAAGGGACAUGGGACCGAGGUCAACAUCGCCAACAGAAACAGAUGUGACAGCGGAGCUCUUCACCCCUGUGGACCUUAACCAGGUCACUGUCAGUGGAAACAGGUCCCUGCCCAGCCAGCAGCACUGGCUUUUCAAACACCUGUUUUCACCACAGCAGGCAAACCUGUGGUGCUUGUCACGCUGUGUCCAGGAGCCCUCUUUCUGUCAGCUGGCGGAGAUAAGGGACAGUGCCCCCUUGUACUUCACCUGCACCCUCUACCCGGAGGCCCAGGAGUGUGACGAUGUCCUGGAGUCGCGUCCUACGGGCUGCAGACUCACCCUGCCCUACAGGCCGGGCGCCCUGUUCCGGAGGAGAGUUGUACUGGAAGACAAAGUGAAGAACUUUUACACCCGCCUGCCAUUCCAAAAGCUGAAGGGGAUUUCCAUCCGAAACAAAGUGUCCAUGUCUGACAAGCCUGUUUCUAAUGGGUUCUUCGAGUGUGAACGGCUGUGCGAUGCGGACCCGUGCUGCACCGGCUUUGGUUUUCUAAACGUCUCCCAGUUAAAAGGAGGAGAGGUGACAUGCCUCACGCUGAACAGCUUGGGACUGCAGACCUGCAGUGAGGAAAGUGGGGGCGCCUGGCGCAUUUGGGACUGUGGCCGCCCCGACACUGAGGUCCGCACCUACCCCUUCGGGUGGUACCAGAAGCCUGUCGCUCAAAACGACGCUCCCAGCUUUUGCCCUUCGGUGGUGCUGCCUUCCCCCACCGAGAAAGUCGCUCUGGACUCAUGGCAGACCCUGGCCCUCUCUUCAGUGGUCGUUGACCCGUCUAUCAGGAACUUCGAUGUUGCCCACAUCAGCACGGCUGCUAUCAGCACCUUCUCUGCUGCCCGAGACCUCUGUUUGUUGGAGUGUGCCCGUCACCAAGCCUGCCUGGUCACCACCUUGCAGACCCGACCUGGUGCUCUGAGGUGCAUGUUCUAUGCUGACACGCAGAUCUGCACACACAGCUUGCAGGCCCCGUACUGCCAGCUGCUGCUCCGUGAAGAGGCCACAUACAUCUACCGGAAGCUGAACUUCUCUCUGCUCGGCUCCGGGACGUCCGCACCUUCUGUGACCAUCGCUCCCUCUGGCCAGCUGCUGGGCAGGGCCCGGGCCAUCCAGGUGGGCACCUCGUGGAAGCAAGUGGACCAGUUCCUGGGAGUGCCAUACGCUGCCCCGCCCCUGGGGGAAGGCCGCUUCCGGGCACCAGAGCCCUUGAACUGGACAGGGUCCUGGGCUGCCACCGAGCCACAGGCCAGCUGCUGGCAGCCAGGAAUCAGAACGCCCGCGUCGUCUGGAGUCAGCGAGGACUGCUUGUAUCUCAACGUGUUCGUCCCUCAGAACAUGGCCCCCAACGCGUCCGUUCUGGUUUUCUUCCACAACACCGUGGAGGGCCGGGGCAGCGAGGGAAGCCUGGUCCUCGACGGCUCCUUCCUGGCUGCUAUCGGCAACCUCGUCGUGGUCACUGCUGGCUACCGCGUGGGCAUCUUCGGCUUCCUGAGUUCCGGGUCCAGUGAGAUGCGUGGCAACUGGGGGCUGCUGGACCAGGUGGCGGCUCUGACCUGGGUGCAGACCCACAUCGGCGUGUUUGGCGGGGACCCUCGGCGCGUGGCCGUGGCAGCCGACCGUGGUGGCGCUGACUUGGCCGGCAUCCACCUUCUAACCACCAGGGCUGGCGGUUCUAGACUCUUCCAGAGAGCCGUGCUGAUGGGUGGCUCCGCUCUCUCCCCAGCCGCUGUCAUCAGCCAGGAGAGAGCUCAGCAGCAGGCAGCUGCUUUGGCAAAGGAGGUUGGAUGCCCCACCUCGUCCAUCCAAGAAAUGACAUCCUGCCUCCGUGAGAAGCCCGCCGAUGUCCUCAAUGACGCCCAGACCAAGCUCCUGGCUGUGAGUGGCCCUUUCCAUUACUGGGGUCCCGUGGUCGAUGGCCGGUACCUCCGAGAAGCUCCAGGCAGGGCGCUGCAGAGGGCUCCGCGGGCGAAGACCGACCUGCUCAUCGGGAGCUCUCAGGACGACGGGCUCAUCAGCAGAGCAAAGGCCGUGAAGCAAUUUGAGGAAAGUCAAGGCCGGACCAGUAGCAAAACAGCCUUUUACCGGGCGCUGCAGAACUCCCUGGGCGGUGAGGGUGCAGACGCCAGCGUGCAGGCUGCUGCCACGUGGUAUUACUCCCUGGAACACUCUGCAGACGACUACGCCUCCUUCUCCCGGGCCCUGGAGAACGCCACCCGGGAUUACUUUAUCACCUGCCCCGUGAUCGACAUGGCCAGCCACUGGGCAAGGACGGCCCGAGGAAAUGUCUUCCUGUACCACGCUCCCGAAAGCUACGGCCGCGGCAGCCUGGAAUUGCUGGCCGAUGUUCAGUAUGCCUUUGGGCUGCCCUUUCACCCCGCUUAUGCGGGCCAGUUUACUCUGGAGGAGAAAGGUGUGUCUCUGAAGAUCAUGCAGUACUUUGCCAACUUCAUUCGAUCCGGAAAUCCCAACUACCCUCACGAGUUCUCAAGGAAAGUGCCCGAGUUUGCAGUCCCCUGGCCUGACUUCGUCCCUGGUGCGGACAGCGAAAACUACAAGGAGUUCAGUGCCCUGCUCCCCAAUCGACGGGGCCUGAAAAGGGCUGACUGCUCGUUCUGGUCCAAGUACAUCCGGUCCCUGAAGGCACCUGCAGAUGAAACCGAGGAUGAGCUGUCCCCAGGCAGUGAAGAGGAGGACCAGCCAGCUGGCUCUGGCCCGAGAGAAGACCUCCUGGGCCUCCCAGAUCCAGACUCUAAGAGCUACGGCACAUGACCAACCCUGACACCUCUACCCACCCUGCCAACCCCACCCCAGGCUGGCACCCUGGGCACCUGGUUAUCUAAAAUGGCCGCUAGCUUUCAAUAAAGC